Molecule: messenger RNA, 762 nt
Organism: Caenorhabditis remanei
Lineage: Eukaryota; Metazoa; Nematoda; Chromadorea; Rhabditida; Rhabditidae
Exons: 5
Coding region: 1-762 (253 amino acids)
Source: RefSeq, a predicted model, not a curated record
AUGACUAUUUUUUCCAGUAAUAUAAAGGAAUAUCCACAAGACGCUCCGGAAAUCCGUCAGCUUGUCGAUAACCGUCGUCAUUAUCUCAACAUUAUCUAUGCCACGUCGAUUCUUGCGACAUUCCAAGUGAGCACAUCGUUAGGAUGGUACGUAUAUUUAGUAGAGGCAUAUGCUCAUUUGGCUGGAGGGCUGGAAAAUAUCAUUCACAAUGUUCUAAUUAUCGUAUUGAUUCUGGAGUUGAUGAUUCUAUAUUUGGCGAUUUAUUCGAAAAGAAGUGCUUUUCUCGUAUGUCUCAUCGUCAUUUAUUUCCUUCAAUGCGCCGGUAAACUUCUCCAAAUCGCCAUUAUGUACCCUCAACCAGCCGGAUACCGUCAAUCGUUCAAAGCAAUCACUCGUUAUUCUGAAUAUGAUGCGAUGAGUUUGACCUACGACUCUGUUAUGUUCGUCACCUCGUUGAUCAAUUGUCUUAUGUGUUGUUGUGCCACGUGGCAUUUCACUCCGUUAGUCAUUGUCAAAAUGAACUACAAGCAGACAGAAGAGGAUGCGGUUGCACGGGCGAUGAAAAAGUUGAAGAAGACCAAGUUGACCACCUAUGACGUAUGUAGUUCCGACGAGGAGUCAGCUCACAGAAUCUCUCGCGGACCCAAUGGAAAACAGUUCAUCUCGAAAAAUCAACACAAAAAGACAUUCAGCACUCAAAUUACCGAUAAGGCAGAUGUUACUGUGACUACAUCAGGAGCCAGAAGCACCAAGGUUCGUUGA